GUGGCUAUUGGGCGAGUAGAUAAGGUGGGAAAACAGAGUUUCUACGCUUAUCGAGCCAGAAAAAUGGCAGUACUUUUAUCUACCAUAACAUCAUCGUCUCUCAUUCCUGCUAGACUUGUAACACAAAAUCAUCAUAAUCUGCAGCCCCUUUUCCACAAUCCUAUCUUACCUCGCAACGCCUCCAAAAUUCGUAUCUCUUUUAGGGUCCAAGCUGCAAAACUUCCUGCAGGAGUGGAAGUGCCAAAAGUAGAGCCAAAAUUCAAUCCCCCGUUUCUUGGAUUCACCAAGACUGCUGAAAUUUGGAAUUCUAGAGCUUGUAUGAUUGGUCUUAUUGGAACUUUCAUUGUAGAAUUGAUAUUGAACAAGGGAAUAUUACAGGUGAUUGGAGUGGAUGUUGGUAAAGGUCUUGAUAUUCCUUUGUGAGUAUUAUUCGAUCGGGGUGUAUAUGUAAAGUUUCUGGAACGUGGGUUCGUUUAUAAGAACAGAUGCUUAAGCAGCUUAACUGCAUUUGUAACUUAUUCUUAGAUAUUUAUUUGUGCAAAUUGCCAAUACAAUGUACUUGUAAAUCGCUCCCGGUUCUCUGAGUUUGUUAUAAUGCUGCAUUAGACAAUAAACUAAAUUAUUGAGCAGAUUGUAUGUU
Messenger RNA from Ziziphus jujuba (common jujube), 640 nucleotides. Its product is annotated as light-harvesting complex-like protein OHP1, chloroplastic. The record is from RefSeq and is a predicted model, not a curated record. NCBI's taxonomy places the organism in Eukaryota, Viridiplantae, Streptophyta, Magnoliopsida, Rosales, Rhamnaceae. The transcript has 3 exons. The coding region runs from base 64 to 423 and encodes 119 amino acids.